Monomorium pharaonis (pharaoh ant) is the source of this 4877-nucleotide messenger RNA. Its product is annotated as adenosine receptor A2b. NCBI's taxonomy places the organism in Eukaryota, Metazoa, Arthropoda, Insecta, Hymenoptera, Formicidae. The transcript has 5 exons. Gene Ontology annotation, molecular function: G protein-coupled receptor activity. Gene Ontology annotation, cellular component: membrane. Gene Ontology annotation, biological process: adenylate cyclase-activating adrenergic receptor signaling pathway; G protein-coupled adenosine receptor signaling pathway. The record is from RefSeq and is a predicted model, not a curated record. The coding region runs from base 3302 to 4792 and encodes 496 amino acids.
AUCAAUUUCCUUGAUUAAUUCCGUUCGUAAAAAUUUAACCUUCAGUACGCAUUCAGGGUUAACGUAACCCUGGUUUUAUUGUCGAGGUUGUAACAUUUCAACAGCGUUUAAGUAAAGCGCUGAAGCUUGGAGAGGAAAAACAUUGGUCCUGCCCUCUACUGUUUUUUUGUUUGGCAGCUUUAGUGCGCUAAGGGCUGUCGAGCUGCGUACAUUGAAAGUGUGUAGGGAAACUAAUAUAUGCGUAAAUUGUAAGUUUUUUUUUUAUGUAUGCGUACUGGAAAUUAAUAAUGUUUUUAUUUAUAAUAAGAACUGAUAAACUCUCUCAGAUAUAUUUAGUUUGAUAUAUAUAAGAUUUGUAUGUAUGCGAAUUAUUUUCUUAUAACACAAUUUUGAUCUUUAUAUUGCAGCACGUAAGUCAAAAUCUUUUUUUCACUCUAUUAUUAACAUCAAAAUAGUCACAAAGCCUAUACACGGUUUUUUGAUCUGAUUGAAACUACAGUUCUUACUUGUUUUAUCAACCUGCUUGAGAAGAAGAUAAACCUUCCAUAAAAUGACAGAAAAUAUAAUGUAAAUCUUGACUCCAUUGGUUUUGCGUUAAAACAGCAUUGAAGAGGACUCGAAUUGUGAGUCGAUACGUUUGCGUACUUCAUGUAUACCAUGUACUAAUCAAACUCAUGUACAAUAAUUUUAUGUUACAUCGAUAAAAUACUUGUAAAAUACAACAUUGUACAAACACAUCCAGUUCUGGCUCUUAUUGGCAACAUAACUUUAUUUCGUUUUUUUUAAAAUUAAUAUAUUAAAAGAAUAAAAAAUUACAAUGUGCAGAAAAAUAAUCGUUAUUUGACGGGAAAUUUAUAAGACGUUAAAAGACAUAUUAAGAGGACCGAAAGCAGAACGACUUUAUGUAUAAUGACGUAGAACCGAUAUCUUUUUAUAAAGAUGCUGCUAUGUCAUGAAAUGUGUUGCAAUUAUUACUAUAAUAUAAUUAGAUGUAUCGUGUGUGUGUGCGUGUGUAUCGUACGCGUGCCAGGUUCGUAAAAUCAUGAAUAUCUUACGAAGGCGGCUUUGAUGAUGCACAAACAAUUUUGAACUUUAGAAGUUGGAAUGCCACUGCAAAGGCAGCGGUUCAUCACGAUGUGCUCUUUAUGAUCAAUUGCAUUUAGAAGUAAAAAAAUUGUGAUACACAUCUUUUACAAGAAGGUGAAUAAAGAAGGAAGUGUGCGGAAGAAUGAAAAGGCUCGCGUGACACAAAUACGUCUACUGCCGCGAACGAUAAGCUUGCGAUAUUAAUGGCGAAGCAGAUUCGAGGUCAAGCACGUGAAAGCAACCGUGCGAUGCAUCGCGCUUGCACGACGCGUAAAUGCAUUCGUCUCAUUCAUUCGCGUCUGUCAUCGAUGCACCGGGCUCGCGGUUGAAUCGAUCAUCACGGAAACGAACUCUUUCCCCUUGUGAAAAAAUACUAUUUAACUCGCGUGGAAAAAAAAUAGAUUAGAUGAGCAAAGUUUCAGCAUAGCUUACUGCGCGAGUUAAACAUUUAUAACUAAUAAAAAAAUUUGAUACAGUUCAAUAAAGAAACUGUGUUUAAAAGCAAUUAAUGAAUAAAUUGUUAAAACAACUAAUUCUUUGCGUUUAGAAUAGAAAUUGUUAACAAAACAAGUUUUUCUCGUUACAGUAGCAAAAGUAUGUUCCGUUUUAGCUAACAUGUUUUGUUAUAAAUUUUAAUCCGUAUUUUCAAUUUCCACGGAAAGUUGUCUUGCUUGUAUUAACAAAUUUUCUGCACUAUUGUACAAUAACAAAUAUGAUCAGUUAUAAUCGCUAAUUUUAUUCAGUUAUAAAACUUUGUUACUUUAAUACUUUGCUAACGAAAACUGUCUUAUACAGCUAUAAAAAUACUGAAUCAAAAUCUUAUUACAUUUGUUUUAACAAAUCUUUUUUGUGCGCAAGAGAAUUAUUAAAAAUUAGUAAAAAACCAUUUAAAUUAUAUAUACAUAAUUGCAUAUUAUUAAUAUAUUAAUAUUAAUUCUAAUAGGUUUUCCAUUAUAAUAGUAUUUUUCUAUAAGGGUUUAUUUAUAGCGUUUCAACUUUGCGGGAAGGAGAAAAAAGUACGAAGUGGGAUCGGCCGGAAAUUCCACUUUCCACUCCCCCUCCGUCGUCACGAGUAUAUUUGUCCUAUUGUCACGAGAAACACCUCAGUUACACGCCACGGGGUUGAAAAGGUGGACGCAUUCGCUCGAUCCAUGUGCUUGGCCUCGACACCCCGACUUGCGUUAUGUCGCGAAAAAAGAAAAUCUCUUCACUUCGCGCACAUCGUUUAUAGUUAACCCGAAAAAUUAAUCUAAACAAUUAAAAAGAUCAUUAAAACCUUGUUAUGAUCUUAUAAUAUACCUUUUAAAGCGUUUCCGGACUCUCUUGACGCGAUUUUUUCUGCCCUCUUUAUGACAUCACGCACGCGAAUGAUGCUUGAAACCAAUAUUUAUUAAUUAAAUUCAUAAAAUAAAUUUCUUUUGAUCAACGCUCGAUCAACGGUGAACUUCAGUGACUCUAUUAGUGUUCCUUCGUUUUCUUGUGAUUUAGGACUAUCAGAUUUAUCAAUGAUAUCAAUAUUCGAUAAGAAUAAUGACAUUAGAGUGAAUGUAGAGUACGAACGCAGAGCAAGAGACGAAGUAAUCUUUUAUUACAUACACUUCGUUUCAUGACAAUGUGAAAUUCGCGUGACAUGUAGACUUUUAAAUAUUAUAUGGAAAUCAUUUUAUGAGAAUGCGUGUAAUUAAUUAAUUUCGUAAUGAAUAACGAACGAGAAACGCAAUUAAUGUAGAUAUUACGAUUAUCGCAAGGACAAAAGUGAGUAAUCGAUCGAUCGUUUCUUUAUUCGUUCGUCCUUUCGCAUAAACGAAAGUAAAAUUCUUUAUCUGAAAGAAAAAAACUUGGAAAAAAGAAACUUAAGAGAUGCAAAGAAUCAAUUUCAAGGAAAGAGAAAAGACCAUGGAAAUCGGAUAGACGGAUACAGAUGCUAUAACUCCUCUGGUGUUCCACCAUUGUGCUCGCACUGUGUUUCCACUUGGAACGCCGCGCGCAAAACGUCCACGAGAUAUUAAUAAUCGCUGAAGAUUUACGAGAUAUCAGACUUUUUACGAGAUAUCAGACUUGUCCUGAAGAAGCAAUAACUACCACUUGUACCGCUGAUAAAUAUCGCGACGUCACGAUUACCGCGAUCGAUCGCUAAGGACGACGAAGGAUUGAUGAGAAUCGCGCGUUGACGGUGCCAAUAAAAAUCGCCAGUGACCUCCUAAAAGUCGUGACAAUGGGACUUCCCUUAGACGUGACCGAUUCGCCGCCGUUCAAUUACGUGGCCCACACCGGGCCGACGAACACGUCGUUUGUGGGAGUGGAACUGAAUGUGCCGUAUACCAUCUGCGAGAUCCUGAUCGCGAUCGGUGCAAUUUUCGGCAAUGGCUUGGUAAUCAUUGCCUUCGUCAAGGAGCGGAAGUUACGCAAACUCACUAACUACUACAUCGUCUCGUUGGCCGUGGCCGAUCUGCUGGUCGGACUGUUCGCGAUCCCGUUCGCGAUCCUCGCGAGCGUCGGCCUGCCACCGAAUCUGCACGCCUGCUUGUUCACCCUGUCGAUUCUCAUGGUCCUAUUCACCAUCAGUAUCUUCAGUUUGAUGGCGGUGUCCAUCGAUCGUUACUGGGCGAUACUGUAUCCCAUGGGUUACUCGCGCGAUGUACACACCAAGACUGUCAUAAGUAUAAUAGGCGUAUGCUGGGUAGCGGGCACUCUGCUGGGUUUCCUACCGCUCUUGGGAUGGAACACCGGCAAGAUGAACAAUCACAGCUGCAUGUUCAGAACCAUCAUGGACUACAACUAUCUCGUGUUCCUGUACUUCGCCACGGCCGUUUUACCCGCUCUGCUGAUCGCGGCUUUCUACGCCCACAUAUAUCGUAUAAUUAUAAAACAGCGCCAACAAAUCAUCGCGAUGAAUCCCAGCGAUCCAGGGGGUGGCAGUAUCGUUCGUCAUCUCAGUGUCCAUCACGGCGGCGAUUUGGGCGAUAAUCAUCGUCAGACGACGAAGACGGUGUUGUGUCGUCUUGGCGCGGUACGUAAACGGGAAAUCAAGGCCAUACAAAAUCUUUUCAGCAUUGUUAUCUUCUUCAUCAUUUGUUGGUUUCCGCUGCAUACGGUGAACUGCGUGAUAGCCUUCUGUCCGCAGUGUGAAAUAAAUGACUUUCUUAUUAAUUUCUGUAUCGUCCUCUCGCACAUCAACUCGGUAGGCAAUCCAUUUCUUUACGCCUACCAUCUCAAGGACUUUCGCAUUGCCAUCAAGAAGUUCAUUUGGCGGUUCGUCUUUCGGCACAGUGACAUCAAGUUCAAUACGGUCAGUGUUAUCUACGAUCGGAAUUUCCUCGCCGGUUCGCAGAGGCAGCUUCAGCGAUUCAGUAACUUUGAUCGGCCAAGAGGUCAGAAGCAGAGUUCGCUACAGGUAGUUGAUGGGAGCAGGAUGGACGGUGUGUAUUUCGAAAAUCACGUUUCGUCAAUUCAGGUCAAAGAGACGCAUCAGAACGCCAGGAACAUCGACAUUGAAGUUAAUAGUGCGGUUCUAAGCAACUCUACAGCGAACAAACAGACGAGUGAGAAAAAAUUGGUCAAUGACCAUGGAAUGUCCUCCUCAAUGAAUGAGCAAACGUUAAAAUCCCUGGCGUCCGUGAAGAGGACCAUGAUCGUUUUUCGUGAUCAAGAUCGAUAUGAAUCACGUUUCUUCCAAUCGUCUUCUGAUGAAAAAAUCUUGCGAUAGAUUCGAUAUAGUUGGCGACAAACACAGUAAUUCUGAAAGAAAAUAACUAGAAUAUUUUUUAAUAAAGGAAAAUUCUUUUCAAAAU